AUGUUACGAGGUCGUGGAACUUCUUUGCUGGAGAUUACUACAUGUAAUAAAAAAAAAUUCAAUUUUAAACUCGUAUACAGCGAACGAGUGGAGAAGAGUUUCAGGGUGCGCCUCAUGUGUGGAAGUCGCGGUACUUAUCCUAAUGAUGACAACGUUAAAAUGUUGCUGGAAUGCUUUACAAAGAAUGAAAACGACGCUAAUUCUAUGAUUAAUUCUCAAAACAUUGAAGAUUCAGAUCCUCUUCAUGACAUCACUCGAACGAUCGCGAUCGCUUUUGAGAAAGACAAGAAAAUUCUUUUCAUUGAACAUCGAGCUGAAAUGCAAACAAUUUGA
Clunio marinus is the source of this 333-nucleotide messenger RNA. NCBI's taxonomy places the organism in Eukaryota, Metazoa, Arthropoda, Insecta, Diptera, Chironomidae. The record is from the annotation of a GenBank genome assembly.